Hevea brasiliensis (rubber tree) is the source of this 1866-nucleotide messenger RNA. RefSeq names its product protein GAMETE EXPRESSED 1-like. The transcript has 6 exons. The record is from RefSeq and is a predicted model, not a curated record. The coding region runs from base 13 to 1779 and encodes 588 amino acids. NCBI's taxonomy places the organism in Eukaryota, Viridiplantae, Streptophyta, Magnoliopsida, Malpighiales, Euphorbiaceae.
GAGAAACUGAAAAUGGGUCGUCAUCUUCUUCUCCUUCUUUUUCUGCUGAUUUUAAUGUCAUUUUCAGCAAGGUGCCGUUCAUGGGGUUGGUUCUCUUCUUCAACAGAGACUCCUGGCUCUGCUGAUAACCCUUCACAGAGAAAAGAUCAUUCCACUGGUUCUGUAGCAGAAUUUUCAAUGGAUGGCUUUAGAGAUGAGAAGGGAUUGAACCUGAUUGAAAAUGCCAGAAAUAAAUUGGCAGGUUCAAAUUCUUGUUGGCAAAAUGCUUAUCAACAGCUCUUAGCUGGCUGCUCACAGAUUCUUGCCGUUGAAGAGAUGCGGUCAAGAUUUGCUUGGCAUCUUAGUGAUUGCUUCCAAAGAGAUUCUGGAAGACCGCCUUUUCCUCAUUGUGACACAAAAUCUGCCAUGAUUAAUUGUCUCAAGAAAUUAAAUGAAAAUGAGCAUAAAGUUUUUCUUGCAUUCUCACUUGAAACAAACUCCAUCUGCUAUCAGUUACAGGCCCAUUCCUUCAAGCAUAAAAUGGAAAGACUAGUGAAUGAUCUUAAAAAUUCAGCAGAAUACACCACAGACCAACUAGAAAUCAUACAAGAGAGAACAUAUUCCCUAUCAAAGAGCUCAAAUCAGAUUCACGAGACCUUAUGUUCAACUGAUUUUCACGUUCAAAAUGUAUCUCAAACAAUAGAGGAUGUUAAGGAUCACAUGGAUGUUUUAUCUCGUCAUUCAGAAUCUGUUUAUAAGCAAUCCAGAGAAAUAGCACAUUCUCAAUCCGAACUGCGAGAAGAACAGGCAAGAAUGAAUGACAAGUUGAAGGAAGGGAUGGCAACCAUUCAUGAUGCUUACACCAAUUUGGGCCAACAAGUGGACAGUUUGAGGAUUGAGGCUGCUGAAAUAGAGAAGCAAAUUGAUACAGUUGGAGAAACAAUGUCUUCAAGAAUGCGAAAUUUGCAGAAUACAGCUGAUGACAUUGAGGAUAAGGCUGGGAAAUCCUUGGACAAGCAACAUCAACUUCUAGAUGGGCAGUCCACUGCACUCAAGGGUCUACAACUGCUAACUGAAUUCCAAUCAGAAGCACUAGUAGAGAGCAGGAGUACUCUUGAAAGACUAACAGAAUAUGGCCGUAAACAGCAGGAAGAGCUUCUCCAGCGGCAAGCACAGCUUCAACAAGUACAUGACAACUUGAUCGAAAAUUCAAAGUCAAUAUUAGCAGCUCAGGAAGCUUUUGAAUCAAAGCAAACUAGCAUGUUCAUAGCACUGGAUAAGCUGUUUGCUCUGCACAAUGCUAUGUUAGUUGAAUCACGAAUAAUUAAAGUAUUCUUCAUCUACACAAUGUCAGUCUUUAUCAUCUACAUGUUCACCAGCACAAAACAAACAUACACUGUAAGAGCAAGUCUAUACAUAGGUCUCUGUGCCACGUUCUUGAUAGAAGUUGCAAUACUCCGACUGACAGAAAAUAACAUUGAACAGCAAACAUGGCUAAUUAAUUUGGUUAGGUCGCUCUAUGUGCUUCUCUCAUCCAUUCAGCUUCUACACUCCAUUUACACAUACAGGGACUACGAAGUUAUGAAUCAUCAGAUGAUACUAACAUUAAUUGACAAAGUUAAUGACAUGCAAAGGAAUAAAGAGUUGUCAUGGGAAACCGAUAGUGAUGUCAACUGGCCUUCAUGGCUUGAAACAGAGUCACCAGAUGAAGUUGAUAACUUAGAAGAAGUUGGAGAGAACUCAAUUUCAACAACUUCCAUGACAAGGAAAUAUGAUCUCCGUUCCCGCCAACGUCGCUGAAAGUUUCUUGAUACACCUAUUUUCGGACGUUAGCUCAGGACAGGAUCAUUUGGCUGUAUUUCGUAUUAUGUAUAUUCAGCAAAAGAA